AUGGAGCUGGGAGGGGCCUUCACCAUCUUUCUGGCACUCUGCUUAUCUUGUCUGCUCAUCCUCAUCGCCUGGAAGCAGAUCAACAAGGGGGGAAUGCUGCCCCCAGGACCCACACCAAUACCCUUCUUGGGAAACCUGAUACAAAUCCGUACGGAUGCCACCUUUCAGUCUCUUAUGAAGCUCAGGGAGAAAUAUGGCCAGGUCUUUACUGUGUACAUGGGUCCCCGGCCGGUAGUUGUUUUAUGUGGACAUGAAGCAGUUAAGGAAGCGCUAGUAGACCGAGCAGAUGAGUUCAGCGGCCGUGGAGAAUUGGCUUCAAUAGAACGAAACUUCCAAGGUCAUGGUGUAGCUCUGGCUAAUGGAGAGCGAUGGAAGAUUCUCCGACGCUUCUCCCUCACCAUCCUCCGAGACUUUGGGAUGGGAAAGCGCAGCAUUGAGGAGCGGAUCCAGGAAGAAGCUGGUUUCCUACUAGAGGAAUUUCGGAUCAAGGGUGCUCCCAUUGAGCCCACCUUCCUCCUGAGCCGCACUGUCUCCAACGUCAUCAGUUCUGUCGUUUUUGGCAGCCGCUUCGACUAUGAGGACAAGCAGUUCUUGAAGCUGCUGCAGAUGAUCAACGAGAGUUUCAUUGAGAUGAGCACACCCUGGGCACAGCUAUAUGACAUGUAUUCUGGAAUCAUGCAGUAUUUGCCAGGAAGACAUAAUCGCAUCUACUACUUGGUAGAGGAGCUCAAGGACUUCGUAGCCUCCAGGGUCAAGAAAAACGAGGCAUCCCUUGACCCACAGAACCCUCGGGACUUUAUCGACUGCUUCCUCAUCAAGAUGCACCAGGAUAAGAAUAAUCCCCACACGGAAUUCAACCUCAAGAACUUGGUCCUCACCACUCUCAACCUCUUCUUUGCGGGUACAGAGACUGUGAGCUCUACCCUUCGCUAUGGAUUGCUGCUUCUAAUGAAAUAUCCUGAAGUGGAAGCCAAGAUGCAUGAAGAGAUUGACCAGGUGAUUGGAGCACACCGGAUCCCAAGUGUGAAUGACCGAGUCAAGAUGCCCUACACAGACGCUGUGAUCCACGAGAUACAGAGACUGACAGAUAUUGUGCCCAUGGGUGUCCCCCAUAAUGUCAUUCGGGACACUCAUUUCCGAGGUUACUUUCUGCCCAAGGGCACCGAUGUAUUUCCCCUGCUUGGCUCCGUCCUCAGAGACCCCAAAUACUUCCGCUACCCAGAUACCUUCUACCCCCAACACUUCUUGGAUGAGCAGGGCUGCUUCAAGAAGAAUGAAGCCUUUGUACCUUUUUCCUCUGGAAAGCGUGUCUGCCUGGGCGAGGCCAUGGCCCGCAUGGAACUCUUCCUCUACUUCACCUCCAUUCUUCAAAACUUCUCCCUACGCCCGCUGGUGCCACCUGCUGACAUCGAUAUUACGCCCAAGGUCUCAGGCUUUGGGAACAUCCCCCCGACCUAUGAGCUCUGCCUCAUGUCCCGCUGA
Pteropus alecto (black flying fox) is the source of this 1482-nucleotide messenger RNA. Its product is annotated as cytochrome P450 2G1. The coding region runs from base 1 to 1482 and encodes 493 amino acids. The record is from RefSeq and is a predicted model, not a curated record. Lineage: Eukaryota; Metazoa; Chordata; Mammalia; Chiroptera; Pteropodidae. Gene Ontology annotation, molecular function: oxidoreductase activity, acting on paired donors, with incorporation or reduction of molecular oxygen, reduced flavin or flavoprotein as one donor, and incorporation of one atom of oxygen; heme binding; iron ion binding. Gene Ontology annotation, biological process: xenobiotic metabolic process. The transcript is spliced from 9 exons. Gene Ontology annotation, cellular component: intracellular membrane-bounded organelle; cytoplasm.